Messenger RNA from Arvicanthis niloticus (Nile rat), 6180 nucleotides. The record is from RefSeq and is a predicted model, not a curated record. NCBI's taxonomy places the organism in Eukaryota, Metazoa, Chordata, Mammalia, Rodentia, Muridae.
AUGCUGAAGUUCAAGUAUGGAGUGCGGAACCCAUCGGAGGCCAGUGCCCCCGAGCCCGUUGCCAGUCGGGCCUCCAGGCUAAAUCUCUUCUUCCAGGGGAAACCGCCCCUCAUGACUCAACAGCAGAUGUCUGCUCUUUCCCGGGAAGGGAUGCUAGAUGCCCUCUUCGUUCUCUUUGAAGAGUGCAGCCAGCCAGCCCUGAUGAAGAUGAAGCACGUCAGCAACUUUGUCCGGAAGUAUUCCGACACGAUAGCCGAGUUACGGGAGCUCCAGCCGUCGGUGAGAGAUUUCGAAGUUCGAAGUCUUGUGGGCCGUGGUCACUUUGCUGAAGUGCAGGUGGUUAGAGAGAAGGCAACCGGGGACGUCUAUGCCAUGAAAAUCAUGAAGAAGAAGGCUUUGCUGGCCCAAGAGCAGGUUUCAUUUUUCGAGGAGGAGAGGAACAUAUUAUCUCAGAGCACGAGCCCUUGGAUCCCCCAAUUACAGUACGCCUUUCAGGACAAAAAUAACCUUUACCUGGUCAUGGAAUAUCAGCCUGGAGGGGAUUUGUUGUCACUUCUGAAUAGAUAUGAGGACCAACUAGAUGAGAACAUGGUCCAGUUCUACCUUGCUGAGCUGAUUCUGGCUGUCCACAGCGUGCAUCAGAUGGGAUACGUGCAUCGAGACAUCAAGCCCGAGAACAUCCUCAUCGACCGGACGGGACACAUCAAGCUGGUGGAUUUUGGAUCAGCUGCUAAGAUGAAUUCAAAUAAGGUGGAUGCCAGACUCCCCAUUGGGACCCCGGAUUACAUGGCUCCGGAAGUGUUGACUGUGAUGAACGAGGACCGAAGGGGCACCUAUGGCCUGGAGUGUGACUGGUGGUCUGUGGGAGUGGUGGCUUAUGAGAUGGUUUAUGGGAGGACCCCAUUCACAGAGGGAACCUCUGCCCGGACCUUCAACAACAUCAUGAACUUCCAGCGUUUUUUGAAGUUUCCGGAUGACCCGAAAGUUAGCAGUGAACUCCUUGAUCUGCUUCAGAGUUUGCUGUGUGUCCAGAAAGAGAGACUGAAGUUCGAGGGUCUCUGUUGCCACCCGUUCUUUGCCAGAACCGACUGGAAUAACAUUCGUAACUCUCCUCCCCCCUUCGUUCCCACCCUCAAGUCUGACGAUGACACCUCCAAUUUUGAUGAACCAGAGAAGAAUUCGUGGGUUUCAUCCUCUCCGUGCCAGCUGAGCCCCUCGGGCUUCUCAGGCGAAGAACUGCCGUUUGUGGGGUUUUCCUACAGCAAGGCACUGGGGUAUCUCGGUAGAUCUGAGUCUGUUGUGUCGGGUCUGGAUUCCCCUGCCAAGAUUAGCUCCAUGGAAAAGAAACUUCUCAUCAAAAGCAAAGAGCUGCAAGACUCUCAGGACAAGUGUCACAAGAUGGAGCAGGAAAUGACCCGGUUACAUCGCAGAGUGUCAGAGGUGGAGGCUGUGCUUAGUCAGAAGGAGGUGGAGCUGAAGGCCUCUGAGACUCAGAGAUCCCUCCUGGAGCAGGACCUUGCUACCUACAUCACAGAAUGCAGUAGCUUAAAGCGAAGUUUGGAGCAAGCACGGAUGGAGGUAUCCCAGGAGGAUGACAAAGCUCUGCAGCUCCUCCACGACAUCAGAGAGCAGAGCCGGAAGCUCCAGGAGAUCAAGGAGCAGGAGUACCAGGCUCAAGUGGAGGAGAUGAGGCUGAUGAUGAAUCAGCUGGAAGAGGACCUGGUGUCAGCCCGCAGACGCAGCGAUCUCUACGAGUCUGAGCUGAGGGAGUCUCGGCUCGCCGCCGAGGAAUUCAAGCGGAAGGCAAACGAAUGUCAGCACAAACUGAUGAAGGCUAAGGACCAAGGGAAGCCUGAAGUGGGAGAAUAUUCCAAACUGGAGAAGAUCAAUGCCGAGCAGCAGCUGAAGAUCCAGGAGCUCCAGGAGAAGCUGGAGAAGGCCGUAAAAGCCAGCACAGAGGCCACCGAGCUCCUGCAGAAUAUCCGCCAGGCAAAGGAGCGAGCCGAGAGGGAAUUGGAGAAGCUGCACAAUCGGGAAGAUUCCUCCGAGGGCAUCAAAAAGAAGCUGGUGGAAGCUGAGGAACGCCGCCACUCUCUGGAGAACAAGGUAAAGAGACUAGAGACCAUGGAGCGUAGAGAGAACAGACUGAAGGAUGACAUCCAGACAAAGUCCGAACAGAUCCAGCAGAUGGCUGAUAAGAUUCUGGAACUGGAGGAGAAACAUCGAGAGGCUCAGGUCUCAGCUCAACACCUAGAAGUACACUUGAAGCAGAAGGAACAGCACUACGAGGAAAAGAUCAAAGUGUUGGACAAUCAGAUAAAGAAGGACCUGGCCGACAAGGAGAGCCUGGAGAACAUGAUGCAGAGACACGAAGAGGAGGCCCAUGAGAAGGGCAAGAUCCUCAGUGAGCAGAAGGCGAUGAUCAACGCGAUGGACUCCAAGAUCCGAUCCCUGGAGCAGAGGAUUGUGGAGCUGUCGGAAGCCAACAAGCUUGCGGCAAACAGCAGUCUCUUCACCCAGAGGAACAUGAAGGCCCAGGAAGAGAUGAUUUCAGAACUCAGGCAGCAGAAAUUUUACCUGGAGACACAGGCUGGGAAGCUGGAGGCCCAGAACCGAAAGCUGGAGGAGCAACUGGAGAAGAUCAGCCACCAGGAUCACAGUGACAAGAGUCGGCUGCUGGAGCUGGAGACAAGGCUGAGGGAGGUCAGCUUGGAGCACGAGGAACAGAAGCUGGAGCUGAAGCGGCAGCUCACGGAGCUGCAGCUGUCCCUACAGGAGCGUGAGUCGCAGCUGACCGCCCUGCAGGCCGCCCGGGCAGCCCUGGAGAGCCAGCUCCGCCAGGCGAAGACAGAGCUGGAGGAGACAACCGCAGAAGCAGAGGAGGAGAUCCAGGCGCUCACCGCACAUCGAGACGAAAUCCAGCGCAAAUUCGAUGCCCUUCGCAACAGCUGCACUGUCAUCACCGACCUGGAGGAGCAGCUGAACCAGCUCACCGAGGACAAUGCCGAGCUCAACAACCAAAACUUCUACCUGUCCAAACAGCUCGAUGAGGCUUCUGGUGCCAACGAUGAGAUCGUGCAGCUGCGGAGCGAGGUGGACCAUCUCCGCCGGGAGAUCACAGAGCGGGAGAUGCAGCUCACCAGCCAGAAGCAAACGAUGGAGGCCUUGAAGACAACAUGCACCAUGCUGGAGGAGCAGGUCCUGGACCUGGAGGCCCUGAACGACGAGCUUCUGGAGAAGGAGCGUCAGUGGGAGGCCUGGAGGAGCGUCCUCGGGGACGAGAAGUCCCAGUUCGAGUGUCGAGUCCGAGAGCUGCAGAGGAUGCUGGACACCGAGAAGCAGAGCAGAGCUAGAGCCGAUCAGCGGAUCACCGAGUCUCGCCAGGUGGUGGAGUUGGCAGUGAAGGAACACAAGGCCGAGAUUCUCGCUCUGCAGCAGGCUCUCAAAGAGCAGAAACUCAAAGCCGAGAGCCUGUCGGACAAGCUCAACGACCUGGAGAAGAAGCAUGCCAUGCUUGAGAUGAACGCCCGGAGCUUACAGCAGAAACUGGAGACAGAGCGGGAGCUCAAACAGAGGCUUCUGGAGGAGCAAGCCAAGUUGCAGCAGCAGAUGGACCUGCAGAAAAACCACAUCUUCAGACUGACACAAGGGCUGCAGGAGGCGCUGGACCGGGCGGAUCUGCUAAAGACAGAAAGGAGCGACCUGGAGUAUCAGCUGGAAAACAUUCAGGUUCUCUACUCUCAUGAGAAGGUGAAAAUGGAAGGCACAAUUUCUCAACAAACCAAACUCAUCGAUUUCCUGCAAGCCAAAAUGGACCAGCCCGCGAAAAAGAAAAAGGUUCCUCUGCAGUACAAUGAGCUGAAGCUAGCCCUGGAAAAGGAGAAAGCACGCUGCGCGGAGCUGGAAGAAGCCCUUCAGAAGACCCGCAUUGAACUCCGGUCUGCGCGGGAGGAAGCUGCCCACCGCAAAGCCACGGACCACCCGCACCCGUCCACGCCAGCCACUGCGAGGCAGCAGAUCGCCAUGUCCGCCAUUGUGCGGUCCCCCGAGCACCAGCCCAGUGCCAUGAGCCUGCUUGCCCCACCAUCCAGCCGCAGAAAGGAGUCCUCAACUCCAGAAGAAUUCAGCCGGCGUCUUAAAGAGCGUAUGCACCACAACAUUCCUCACCGGUUUAAUGUGGGCCUGAACAUGAGAGCCACCAAGUGCGCCGUGUGUCUGGAUACCGUGCACUUUGGACGCCAGGCAUCCAAAUGUCUCGAAUGUCAAGUGAUGUGUCAUCCCAAGUGCUCCACCUGCUUGCCCGCCACCUGUGGCCUGCCUGCUGAAUACGCCACACACUUCACCGAGGCCUUCUGCAGAGACAAAAUGAACUCCCCAGGUCUCCAGAGCAAGGAACCCAGCAGCAGCUUGCACCUGGAAGGGUGGAUGAAAGUGCCCAGGAAUAACAAACGGGGACAGCAAGGCUGGGACAGGAAGUACAUUGUCCUGGAGGGUUCAAAAGUCCUCAUCUAUGACAAUGAAGCCAGAGAAGCUGGACAGAGGCCGGUGGAAGAAUUUGAGCUGUGCCUUCCCGACGGGGAUGUAUCUAUUCAUGGUGCCGUUGGUGCUUCUGAACUUGCAAAUACAGCCAAAGCAGAUGUCCCAUACAUCUUGAAGAUGGAGUCUCACCCACACACCACCUGCUGGCCUGGGAGAACACUCUACUUGUUAGCACCCAGCUUUCCCGACAAGCAGCGCUGGGUCACCGCCUUAGAGUCUGUCGUCGCAGGUGGGAGAGUUUCUAGGGAAAAGGCAGAAGCCGAUGCUAAAUUACUUGGAAACUCUCUGCUGAAACUGGAAGGUGAUGACCGUCUUGACAUGAACUGCACCCUGCCCUUCAGCGACCAGGUGGUGCUGGUGGGCACCGAGGAAGGCCUCUAUGCGCUGAACGUCUUGAAAAACUCCUUAACCCACAUCCCAGGAAUUGGAGCAGUCUUCCAGAUCUACAUCAUCAAGGACCUGGAGAAGCUACUCAUGAUAGCAGGGGAAGAGCGAGCCCUGUGUCUAGUGGAUGUGAAGAAGGUGAAGCAGUCCCUGGCACAGUCGCACCUUCCCGCCCAGCCCGACAUCUCCCCCAACAUAUUCGAAGCCGUCAAAGGCUGCCACUUGUUCGCUGCUGGCAAGAUCGAGAACAGCCUCUGCAUCUGUGCCGCUACGCCGAGCAAAGUCGUCAUCCUCCGCUACAAUGACAACCUCAGCAAGUACUGCAUCCGCAAGGAGAUAGAGACCUCUGAGCCCUGCAGCUGUAUCCACUUCACCAAUUACAGUAUCCUCAUUGGAACCAACAAGUUCUACGAGAUUGAUAUGAAGCAGUACACUCUUGACGAGUUCCUGGACAAGAACGACCAUUCCUUGGCACCUGCUGUGUUCGCCUCCUCGUCCAACAGCUUCCCCGUCUCCAUUGUGCAGGCGAGCAGUGCUGGGCAGCGAGAGGAAUACCUGCUGUGCUUCCACGAAUUUGGGGUGUUCGUGGAUUCUUAUGGACGACGUAGCCGCACAGAUGAUCUCAAGUGGAGUCGCUUACCUCUGGCCUUCGCCUACAGAGAACCUUAUCUGUUUGUGACUCACUUCAACUCACUGGAAGUGAUUGAGAUCCAGGCGCGUUCCUCACUGGGGACCCCUGCCCGAGCAUAUCUGGAAAUCCCAAACCCUCGAUACCUGGGCCCCGCAAUUUCCUCCGGAGCAAUUUACCUGGCCUCCUCCUACCAGGACAAGCUAAGGGUCAUAUGCUGCAAAGGAAACCUCGUGAAGGAGUCUGGCACUGAGCAGCACCGGGUGCCCUCCACCUCCCGCAGCAGCCCCAACAAGCGAGGACCACCGACAUACAACGAGCACAUCACCAAACGUGUGGCCUCCAGCCCAGCGCCACCAGAAGGCCCCAGCCACCCCCGAGAGCCAAGCACACCCCACCGUUACCGAGACAGAGAGGGCCGGACAGAGCUGCGCAGGGACAAGUCUCCUGGCCGUCCUCUGGAGCGGGAGAAGUCCCCAGGCCGGAUGCUCAGCACGAGGAGAGAGCGAUCCCCAGGGAGACUGUUUGAAGACAGCAGCAGGGGCCGGCUGCCUGCGGGAGCCGUGAGGACCCCACUGUCCCAGGUUAACAAGGUCUGGGACCAGUCUUCAGUAUAAGUCUCAACCAGA